Penicillium malachiteum is the source of this 1554-nucleotide messenger RNA. RefSeq names its product fungal specific transcription factor domain-containing protein. Gene Ontology annotation, biological process: DNA-templated transcription. Lineage: Eukaryota; Fungi; Ascomycota; Eurotiomycetes; Eurotiales; Aspergillaceae. Bases 1 to 1554 code for a protein of 517 amino acids. The record is from RefSeq and is a predicted model, not a curated record. The transcript has a single exon. Gene Ontology annotation, molecular function: DNA binding; zinc ion binding.
AUGCUGAUAUUUCACCAAGAAGAUUUCCGACGAGAUUGGCAAGCGAUGUACGAUUCACGAGAACAUCUGAUAGACAGCUAUCCCAACCCUGCAUUUAUGAGUACUUUCCUUGUGGUUAUUGCUAUCGCGUUACAAUACACUGGAUCUCAUCGACAGCAUCUUCUCCGUGAAUACGGUGUAGAUUCUUCUACCCUGAAAGAAAAAUUCCUCUCAAUUAUUCGCGCCAAGUUACUCGAUAUCGUGUCAUUAGCUUCAUUAGAAGCAGUGCAAACUUGUGUCUUAUUAGGGACUUAUUACCUUUACCAUGGGAAUCCGGGUCUCGCGUGGCCGGUUUGUGGUUGUGGAUUGAGACUUGCACAAGCUUUAAAUCUGCAUCGAAGGGUACCUAGUUCAGGCUCUUUAGAUCCUGAGACGCAGAGAAAAUAUGAGACCAGGAAACGAUGUUGGUGGGCUAUCUAUGAGAUUGAGACUUUUUGCUCCAUGUCAUAUGGGUAUCCACUGAGCAUCAAGGAUGCAGAUUGUGAUGUGGAGCUUUUGGAUCCGUUGGUGAGGACGGUUCAUUCACCUGCUUCUUUUAGCUCUACUCAUCAAUUUCCGACUACUCUACUUUCUUACAAGUAUCUGAUGUCGAAGUUAUCGGUCUUGAUUAAAGAUACCCUUACGGAUCUCUAUGGUAUUGGCUCUUAUAGAGCAACAGGAGUUAGCUCUGACAGAUCAGAAAAUUUUAAUCUCCGCAACUUGAUUCGCAAAGUUUCCGCUCUAGAUGCGAGACUAAAGGAUUGGAAAGCUGAGAUUCCAGAUUUACUUUGUAUGGAUAAAUUGAAUUCUCAGAGGACAUACUCUUCCGUGGAUGAAAUGGAUCAAGAUAUCGGAGCAAAGGGUCCUGGCUUCGAAAAUCAUAUCUGCCAGCUUCAAGCACUCACGCUGGAACUUGCAUAUCAGAAUACCAGGAUUCUGGUUCAUCGGCCACUACUAACUUACAAAAUGAUCCCGAAUGAUCCCGGUGAUACAGAACAGGCACAAGAUCCAUUCCAGAGAUCUUUACAGACUUGCAGAGAGGCAGCACUGAGCACAUCUAGCAUUGGAAGUACGCCGAUCUUUCCUCUUGCAGCUGAUACUUAUGCGGUGACAUUCAUCGGGAUUCAUACCUUUACCGCUGGUGUUAUGUUAUGCAUAUUGGCGAGUAUUGAGUCCUUGACUGUGCAUUCGCAUGCAUCGAAGAUGGGAUUGCGUCAAGUGCUGCAGAUGCAGAUGCAGUUAGAAUCUACUUCCAGGUCUGUACUUGCGGCUCAGGGAUUGGAGGUUCUUCAGCGGUUGAUCAAGUUGGUGCUGGAUAAAGAGAUGAAGGAGAUGUUUACUCCUGAGGUAUCGGUGAAUAGUGAUAUUGGUACUCUGCCUGGUAUAUCAAAUCUACCAGUGCAGGACUCAGCAGACUGUAUUGAGUCGAUGGCUGGAUUUGAUGCUCUACUGGAGAGUGAUGUGUUUAAUUAUGUGCAUGAUCCAGCUAUGUCACAGGCUUUGUGUAACUUUGAUCAAGGUAAUUCCAGUUCCUGA